Musca domestica (house fly) is the source of this 2560-nucleotide messenger RNA. RefSeq lists its product as uncharacterized. The record is from RefSeq and is a predicted model, not a curated record. The transcript is spliced from 7 exons. The coding region runs from base 369 to 2132 and encodes 587 amino acids. NCBI's taxonomy places the organism in Eukaryota, Metazoa, Arthropoda, Insecta, Diptera, Muscidae.
AUCCCGUUGCGAAAUCAAGCACGUAUGUUGUCAUUUUCGCAACGACCCGUUGUUAUAUUUUUCAACAACGGCUGUUGGUGAAUUGUGCACGAACGUGCUCAAAUUGACACCGAGACGUGGUCAACUUUCGGUACCAACAACAGCCGUGCUUAAUUUGUCCAUUUGUAAUAUUGGUAAUUGCAGCCGAUUACACACGAGUAAAAAAUGACAACGGUGGUGCAUGAUUCACACACGGUCGUUGUCAAUAUGACACCGGUCGUGUAUGAAUUAUGCACCACCACCUGCAUAAUGAUGCACCACCGUUGUUACUUUGUACACCGACGUGCAUGAAUCGUACACGAUCGUUGCCAUUUUAGCAACUACCGUGUAUGAAUCAUGCACCACCGUUGUCAUUUUUUUUACUCGUGUGCAAUCGGCUGCAUAUUUACCAUUUUUUCCGUGUUAUUGAAAGAGAAAGGACGCAUUGUGCAAAAAAUUUAUUGAAAAUGAAUAAUAAUUCGCAAGAUCCUCAAAAUAUCAUUGGUGAGUUGUUAGAAAUCGAUGGCAAUAUUGUUGUGGUUCGCGAUACAAACCAUUGCAGCAGUCAAGAUGCGGAAAACAAUGAGGACGAUUAUAUGUUAAGGGAGUUCUUAAAAGGAAUAAAUAUGGAGUCGCUUUUUGAACAAUUAAAAGCAUCACAUGUAACAUUUCGCAGCUUGCAGUACUUGAAAAAAGAAGAUUUAAAGGAAGCAGUGCCACCAUUGGGACUGCGUGUUGAAUUCAGAGAAAAGCUCUUUGCUUGGAAAAAACGAAAGCUCGGGAUUGAUGACGAAACUAUGUCAGUUCCAUCUAAAAUAGGUGAAUGGUGGAAACGCAACGAGACACCUGCAAGUACUCCUGGUACUCCCGACACUACAGGUUCGAACUGCUCAAAAGCCAAAGGAAUUUUGUCAGAGGAUCUAACGGAAUUGUUAACACAUACCUCGAAGGGGAAACUAGCGCUUGAAUGUAGUAGCGUUAAUAAGAAAUUAAGUGACGAGCAAAGAGAUGAUAUAAUUAAUAUAAUUAUUGAAGAUAUUUUAACCAACAAUGUUACUCUUUACACUCAAGACUAUAUGCGCAUAUUGGAUGAAAUUUGUUCCGUUUUUCCUCUUGAAAACGAAAUGAGGGAUUAUUAUUACAUUUCAAGAAAAGGAAAGAACAACGCAAGCGGAAAACUUUAUGCCAAGUAUAGAAACAAGAAGUCCAAAAGAAUAAAGCUUUUGAUUUCCGAGCCUAGCACAAGCAAAGCAGCAACUCACACAUCUCCUAAUUUUUGUAACAAAGAUGUUCCAGAAAUUGAUGAAUCAGUUGAAAUUUCAUUGAAAGCUUCCUUACUAAGAGAAUGUAAUGAUUGGGGAUCGAUCUGCGAAAAAUGGAAAAGAUCUUUUAACAUACGGCAAAGAGAUAUAAAAAAUUUAAGUAGCCAUACAUUUCUCCUAGAAUGGACGAAGUUGUCCGAUGCAAGAGCUUCAGAAUUGGUCAACAUUGAUUUCGAUAUUAUGUAUCCACAGAAAGGCAAUCUUCUACUUUCUAAAUGGGACCAAUUUAAGAAAAAAAUUUACAAUUAUUAUGGGAAAAAUAUUCAUAACGAACAUUGCAAACAACUCUUCGCAAAUGUUUUGACGGCAAGCAGCAUAGAUGCUCAAGAUUAUAUAUACGCAAUACUGUUGAAUUCAGUUUUACCAUCACCUGCUAGGUUUAAAUGUGGAAACGGUAAAUUACGAAAAAAAGUAACAAUAGCUGAUUCGCAGGAAAGUUUCGUACUGCGACUACCGACAAUUAACGAUUAUAAAAGGCAAAUUGAUACAGUCACUGAAAAGUAUUACAAUGCUGGAUUAACUAUACAGCCAUUUAUAAUUGUGGAGGGUUUGUCCGAUUUCAAUAUAAAAGGUUUUUAUGUUUUUUUUAACCACAAUUUGUUAAAAUUUCAAUCGUUCCUCGAAUGUUUAGAUACAUGUUUUAAAAUUUUUCAUGCACUUUCUUUAAAAUAUCCAAAUGCCUGCCAAAUUCCAUGGAUUUUUAUCCAAAAAUAUUUUUAUGAAAUUAAUACUGUAUAUGAUAUAAAAUCAGUUAAUUUGACUUCACUUAUUAAUUUCUGCAACAAUAAUUAAAGUACAAUUCAAAAUGUAUAUUUGCUUUCGUUGCCGUAAGCAUUUUGAUAAGGCAAAUUUAUGUAACCAAGUAAAAGUUAAAAACUUUGAUUACCAUUUACAAUCGUAUGAAGUUGGUUCUCUGAAUGAGGAUACAAUUUUUUUAAUACCAAUUUUAGAUUUUAUUACUUACCCAUUUCACUUAUAUCCUAUGAAUAAUGGAAAAGUUUAUUUCAGAUUUAAGUUAAUUUAAUUUGUUUCUAUACAUUGAAUAUAUGUAAUUCGAAUUGUUUUGUUAAAUCAAAUAUGUAUUUAUAUUGAAUUUAUGUAAUUGGUUUCGUUCAAUAAAAUACUUUUCAAAAAAUGUCGUUUCUUCUACUAAGGGUAUAAAAUGGAAAAGGAACGGAUAUCAAAAAAUGACCACCAUUGAUUUCAAUCUGACAACGGGC